AGGAAAAAUAUCAAAUAAACUUAUUAAUUUAUAUAUAUAUUUUUGUAUGAACUUCUUUAGUUUUAUUCAUUUUCCAUAAAUAUUCCUAACAUUCUUAUGUUGUUUCAUCAUCUCGUUCCCGCCAAACUAUGGUCUGUGCCCUGCGGUUGCCCAUAAGUUCCCAUCUUUUCAUAGUUCGUCGCUUGAAGUCCUCAACUGCACCGCCGACUCUCUCUCUCGCGCGCGCAGUAGAACCAUAGUCUCACAGGAUAUGGAUACCUCAAACCCUGCAGUUUUUGUCAACGCUGAAUUAUUGAAAUUGCACAUCGGAAGAAAGAUUCGAGCAGUUUUUCAAGUUACCAAAAGUGAUGGUGGAGUUGUCACAGGAAAAUCUACGGAUGAACAAGAGUUAACUGUACAUGGCUUGCCCAAAGUCCCUCUCAUGAAUUUUGUCGAGGUGAUUGGUAUCGCUGAGAGCAACAAGAUCAUCAAUGUUGAACAUUCGACGGACUUUGGAAACACAUUUGAUGCACAAUCUUACAAUCAGCUGUGCCAACUUGCAAAUGGGGAAUUCAAAAGUAUAUUUCUGUAAGGAGUUGUAUCUACGCAAUGAGAAGAGGUACAAUCUGUUCUGUGAUUUUGAAUCAGCAGUGCCUUUUACAGCUAUUUCGCCAUGUUCUUAAUCCUAACAAGUUUUCCUGUACGUCAGUGAAAACUAUAGCUUCUAUGCUUGUAUUGUAACCCAUCUGACGUGUUUAACUUAUUAAACUGCGGUAAACCUAUUCCAACCAUGAUGUUUAUUUUGGCUAUUGUGUGAGCCACAAGGUGCACAGAAGUUUUAUUUUGAUGUUCUAAAUUGGGAAUGAAGUUCAUAUUUUCAUGGA
This is a messenger RNA of Momordica charantia (bitter melon), 863 nucleotides long. Its product is annotated as replication protein A 14 kDa subunit B. Gene Ontology annotation, biological process: DNA replication; DNA repair; DNA recombination. The record is from RefSeq and is a predicted model, not a curated record. Gene Ontology annotation, molecular function: DNA binding. NCBI's taxonomy places the organism in Eukaryota, Viridiplantae, Streptophyta, Magnoliopsida, Cucurbitales, Cucurbitaceae. Gene Ontology annotation, cellular component: nucleus.